CGUAUUCGCGCAUGCGCACGAAAAUCGAUAGAGGGACAACGGACAAAGCUGCGAAUUUUUAUUACGUACUCGUAAAAUUAUAUCAAUUAUUAAACGGAUCGGUGGAUAUCUUCGAUCCCUGGAAUAUUCGUACUUUGCGAUUAGACGUGAAACGGAUUUAGACAUCGCAUUGACUACAUCCGCCGUGAGGAUGUGAGGAUGCUCGUUCCGGGAACUCUAACCUAAUCUGCGUCUCUUUAAUGUCAAUUGAUGCCGAUGCAAGUAUGGCGGAUUUCAGCGAUACGAAUUCGCACGAAGUGACAGAGAAUCAUGUUGGCAAGCGGUGCAAUAAUCAGUGGGUGCGGUUGAACGUUGGCGGGACGUAUUUUUUAACGGCCAAGACCACCCUGGCGAGAGAUCCCAACUCCUUUCUCUACCGGCUCUGUCAGGAAGACUCGGACCUUAUUUCGGACAGGGACGAAACGGGAGCGUACCUGAUUGACCGCGACCCCACGUACUUCAGUCCAGUGUUAAAUUAUCUACGUCACGGCAAAUUGGUCAUAAAUAAGGAUCUAACCGAAGAGGGUGUACUGGAGGAAGCAGAGUUUUAUAACAUCACCGAGCUCAUUCGGUUAGUCAAAGAAAGAAUCAUAUUGAGGGACACUAGACCGCAGAGGGAUUCCAAAAAGCACGUUUAUAGAGUUCUCCAGUGUCACGAGGAUGAAUUAACGCAAAUGGUGUCCACAAUGUCGGACGGAUGGAGAUUCGAACAGUUAAUCAACAUAGGUUCUCAAUAUAACUAUGGUAAUGACGAUCACGCUGAAUUUCUGUGUGUCGUAAGCCGAGAAUACGGAGCUAGUCAGCUCAGCAGUAAGGAAGAGGAGUCCACGGAUCGUGUCAAGGUUUUGCAGCAGAAGGGUUCACGCAUGUAAUGUCUAGAUCCGUCCUUGUUUUCCUUUGCCUCCUUUAGUUUGAUCAACUACGCUGCGACAAGAUAUGAAGACUGUUUCUUUCUUUUCUUUGUUUUACAUUUAAAGUGUUAAAUUGUAAAAUUCGAAACUCUAUUUCCAUUAUACUCUCUCUAUUCCUAGAUAAUGUUAAUCUACAGGGACAUUACUGUGCAAAGGAUAAAGAAAUUUUAUAGUAUAUGUAUUUAUUACAUAGCACAAGAUAUAUAUAUAUAUAUAUAUUGUACAUGAAGCUUUAAAAACCGAAAGUAUCAUUAUUAAUUUAUUCCUCUUCAUUAACAAGUGUAUACAGAAAGAAAAAAUGUCGAUCUCACGAAAGGGAUAUAGUUUAAUAAUUUCAUACAGUUUAUAUACAGAUAUGUAAUCGCUAUAUGACAGAUAUAAACCUUCCUUUUUCUAUAAGCGCACCUAUUUGCUUUAAAAGCAGGUACGCUAACUACAUAUAGUCAGAGAGUAUAGUUACAUUAUUAAUAAAUGAUAUUGUUCCAUAUUAAAUAUUAAAUGGCUGCAGUUGUGUUUUAGCUUUAUCAAAUAUUUUGAAUAGACAAUGAUAUUUGUGGAGGCAAUCGGUUUCGUACCAAUUUAUCAAAUUACCAAUUUUUGCGAUAAUGGUAGUUUUUUAUCUUCGAUAGUGCUACAUAUGGUAGAGAAAAUUGUCGUUUUUGUACCAAACUGUACAAAAAUUCUUUUUCCCACAUCCGUGUCCUUAUCAUAAGAUGUCUAAAUUACUUACCUUCGCACUGCCGCUAUAAAACAUAAAAAUAAUAUUUGUACCUAAAACGUGAUAAUUUUCAAAAUUCAAGAUGCAUAACUGUAAUAAAUACGAAUAUGUAAAACUGACUUUUUACAUGUAUUGUUAAUAUGGAAAGAGAGAUUUUUUCUAAACAAAGCAAUUUUAUUACACUACUUAUUAAGGAUACAGAUUUGAGAUGUGUGUAAAAAAAAAAAAAAAAUAGAGGCUUAAUCUCUUUGUAGAUGCUAUUGUGUGCGAAAGAGAAAUUUUAGAGAGCGAGAAAAACCAUGUACAAUUUACAAGAUUUUGAAAUAUUCAUUGCACAUAUGCACAUUUCAUAUAUAGGAUACAAAGGAUAGAAAAAAACGAUAGAGAUGCGAUUUCGUUCGCAAAUUAAUGAAAUGUACGAUUGGAAGGAAAUUUGCUACUCGUUUUUUUUUUUUCAUAAAUAUUUGCACAGUUGCGAUAUGAUUCCCUACAUCCGUAAUAAAUAAUAUUUGCAACAGAUGUAGGUUGUCAAUUAUCGAAGGCCUAUUAAGAAAGUGUCCUAUAGAUAUAACAUAUAUAUAAAAUCAUAUUUAAACAUGUUGAAUGGAAGAACAUACGUAAUAUCGGCUUUUAUAGAUGCCAUUAGUAUUAUAAUACAUGUGCGAAAUUAUUAUCUCACACACAUAUACAAUAUUUUUUUUCAUGGAUAUUAUAUAAGAGAAUACACAGUUCAACAAUAUUUGCUAUUAAUUGUUUCAAUACAGACAAAAAAAAAAA
Molecule: messenger RNA, 2445 nt
Organism: Formica exsecta
Lineage: Eukaryota; Metazoa; Arthropoda; Insecta; Hymenoptera; Formicidae
Gene: inc
Product: BTB/POZ domain-containing protein KCTD5
Exons: 4
Coding region: 240-911 (223 amino acids)
Biological process (GO): proteasome-mediated ubiquitin-dependent protein catabolic process; protein homooligomerization
Cellular component (GO): cytoplasm; Cul3-RING ubiquitin ligase complex
Molecular function (GO): cullin family protein binding
Source: RefSeq, a predicted model, not a curated record